AUGGAAUUGAAUGCUCGAAAGCUGCGACCUGAAUACGAUGGACUAAAAGUGACAGGCAACCAGGUGAAGGCCGAGGAGUUUAUCCCACGCAAGAUUGGCCAAGAAUUCGGGACGCUUGCUGGUCCUGCAUCAAGUCGAGAUCUGAUUGGUCGAAAUCUGGACCCAAUAGCCAAUCAUGGCCCAGUAUUGGUCGAAUGCCGGUUGCUGAUGCCCAAAACCCUCAACCAUCCAGCUUUUCCCUUCACCAUUCAUCCAUCGCAAACCACCAACCCGAAGAUCACUAGUGGUUGGUGUGAAUUUUUGAAAGUUCAAUCUGCUGACAAAAGCCGCCCCAGCUUUGUACUUCACGAUGGUCCCCCCUAUGCCAACGGGAGGUUGCAUGUUGGGCAUGCGUUGAACAAAUUUCUGAAGGAUAUCACCGUACGUUACAAGCUUCUUUGUGGAUACAGCGUCGAUUUUAUUCCUGGUUGGGACUGUCAUGGUCUUCCAAUUGAACUCAAAGCAAUAGAACAAAGUACAAAGUGUACGCCUCAAGAAACGCGGACUCAAGCUUCGCUUGUGGCUCACAAAUACAUCGAUCUCCAGAAGUCGACCUUUAUGGACUGGGGUAUUUUGGCCGAUUGGUCUAAGUACUACAGCACAAUGGACCAUACGUUUGAGAAAUCUGAAAUAGACGCUUUUGCAAUGCUACAUUCGAAGGCAUGCCUACUUGGACGCUAUUCACUUGCGUUUAGGGGUUUAUUUAUCGCGAUUUACUCCCUGUAUACUGGUCCUGCCGAGCGAAGUGAGCGCAUAAGCUUGUUACAUCUUUCACUUUGUAGAACUGCGCUAGCGGAGUCUGAGCUUGAAUACAACUGUGAACACGUGAGCCCCUCCGUGUAUAUCCGCGUACCUUUAUUUGAGCUAAGCCUCCCUUUAUCCCGCACAGUAUCUGGGCUAUCCAGUGUCUACGGAGUUGUGUGGACUACCACACCAUGGACGCUUCCCGCAAAUGAAGCGAUAGUUUAUGACCCGAAUGCAAGGUAUGCGCUACUCAAAUCCAUGCACUCCGGCGAUAUAUAUAUUGUCAGUGGUCAAUUCUCACAGCAGUUGUCCUCAAUGCUACCUGGAGCUGAUCUCAAACAAAUAGAAGAACUUCCAGGUCCAGAACUCUUGCGCACAUGUCGCUAUCUUCAUCCCAUUCGAUCGAUUACCAGCAAUAGCGAAGAUAACUUGUGUCCAUUCCUACCUGGGACAUAUGUGUCAGAGACGAAAGGCACCGGUCUUGUGCACUGUGCUCCCUGUCACGGAAAGGAGGACUUUCUUCUUGGUCAGUCAUUCCAUCUCCCUAUGAACCAGCUCGUGGACGACGAGGGCUGUUUUAUCCCCGAAGCUGGAUGUGAGCUUGCUGGUCUCCGUUUGGAUGACGAAGGGACGGCUAAAAUUCUGGAGCUAGUGCGUCCAAUGUUGGUGCACCAAGGCACUAUCAAACACAGCUAUCCAUAUGACUGGCGUACUAAAACACCAGUGAUCACUCGACUUUCUGAGCAGUGGUUUUUGGAUACGUCAGCGUUAUCGACUGCAGCCAUUGAGGCAUACAACUCUGUGGAUGUUAUACCACCGAAACACAAGCCCUCAAUGCUUCCGUUUAUUUCAUCUCGUCCGAGGUGGUGCAUAUCGCGACAACGUUCGUGGGGAGUCCCUAUUCCCGUGCUGCUACGGAAAGAGGACGGAAAACCUAUCGUUGAUCAGGAGUUCAUCCAAUGCAUUUCGGAGCGCGUCGCUCACUGUGGUACAGAUUUUUGGUUCAAUGAAUCUCUGGAGACUCUGGUACCCGAACGAUUCUGGAAAAAGUGGAACGUCAGCCCUAGCGGCGUCAUAAAAAGCACCGAUGUAUUCGACGUUUGGUUUGACAGUGGCCUGUCCUGGCUCGGCGUCCUUUGCAAAGAUGGGUCUCAUUCAUUGAAUGGUAAAACAAAGACCGUCGCUGACUUAUAUCUCGAAGGACAGGAUCAGUUUCGCGGAUGGUUUUCGUCCUCGCUACUGCUGAGUGUUGCCCUUCAGAAUUGUGCACCAUACAAGACACUUGUGGUUCAUGGAAUGACCGCAGAUUCAGAAGGGCGAAAAAUGUCAAAGUCUUUGGGGAAUGUGGUAUCUCCAGAAGACUUACUGAAUCAGAAUAAAGGUUGUGUCGAUAUCCUCCGCCGUUGGGCAGCUUGCUCCGCUUUGGAUUCUAUCAGCACGGUGGGAAAUAAAGAAAUGAACCUGCACAGUGCAUCUUACAGAGCGCUACGCAAUAGCCUGCGUUUCAUGUUGGGUAACCUCGUGGACUUUUCACCGAUAAGUCAGCUGGCAUACCUCCGUGACACACAGGCCGUGAAAUGUACAAAUGUGAACCAGCUCAUUUUCGACAUCAUUGAGGCAACUUCUCCAAGCUCCCAGUGCCAAAAACCGGGUGCCCUAAACUGCACAGUCCUAUAUUGGCUUGGAUGCCUUGUAAAAUCGGCUCGAUCCGAAUAUUAUCCCACCUACCGGUUCAACGCUCUCCUUUCUGAAGUAGAUCAGUUGCUCUCCCGUCUAUCUUCUAUGUAUAUAACGGCAGUUAAAGAUAUCCUGUACUGUGAUCCUGUCGACAGCUUCGAUCGGCGAAUGGUGCAGACCAUAUUCUUGGUGGCAACCGAGAGCCUGAAAAUGCUACUAUCUCCAAUCAUGCCGUACCUGAUGGAGGAAUGUGAAGAAGCCAUACAACGGUCUUGGAAGUCAUAUGCUUUGAUGCCUUCCACUUCUCAUACUCGCUCUCUGCUUGAACGCUAUUCUUUGAACACAUUGUAUGGUGGUUUGUCAUCAAACAUGCCCACCUCUGAUUGGUCAACAUGUCUCUCAGCCAUCGAACACUAUGCUAGCUAUGCAACUUUGGCUCAUGCAUGCGAAACCGUUCACGCCUUCUAUUUAUCAAUUAUCAAUCAGAUGUCCUCUGAGUUGAACUUGAACAGCGCUCCGGUCAAUCCACUGGUCGGUAAACAUGUUCGGCUCCAUCUGGAUCCAUGUUCAGAAACCGCAUCUCUCCAAGAAUCGCUGCAGAUGCUUCACCCGACGAGAACAUUGGGCAGUGCUAAUUCAGAGCUGUGUCGACUGUUCCGCGCUGGUUCUGUCAGUUGGUCCUUUGGCGAUGAUGCACGUACAACCAAAGAACAGGACCCGGAUAUCCAUAUACUUUCAGUCCCAUACCAAGGGUCGGUAGUCCGUGUACGACUCUCUACCGCACCUCCGGACACCCGAUGCCCUAGAUGCAUGCGGUUUACCCUCAGUCCACCGGCUGCGCUGUGCAUUCGUUGUGAAUUGGCCCUGAUGCCACAAGCCACGGAAACAUCUCGACAGAGUGCGCCAUAAUUUGUAGACAUAUUUCAAUAUUAGAAAUUUUGAAGAAACGAUAGUUUCUGAGAAACUUUGGAUUUUUACGACUGCCGGUUUACUCAAACGUUAAAUUCAG
Opisthorchis viverrini is the source of this 3469-nucleotide messenger RNA. RefSeq lists its product as hypothetical. Bases 1 to 3369 code for a protein of 1122 amino acids. The record is from RefSeq and is a predicted model, not a curated record. Gene Ontology annotation, biological process: isoleucyl-tRNA aminoacylation. NCBI's taxonomy places the organism in Eukaryota, Metazoa, Platyhelminthes, Trematoda, Opisthorchiida, Opisthorchiidae. Gene Ontology annotation, cellular component: cytosol. The transcript has 18 exons. Gene Ontology annotation, molecular function: aminoacyl-tRNA deacylase activity; isoleucine-tRNA ligase activity; ATP binding.